GGCAACUUGCAACGAAGCCGUACGAGUAUAAGUAAUAGUUGAAAAGUGAUAUUUACAGUUUAUAAUAUGCGUUGAAGUUUUUUCCAGCAUCGUGUACAGUGCUUUACUUUCAAAACUUGCAUAUUGCUAUCAUAAAAUUUCAUCUAAUAUUAAGAAUACUCCGAACGAAUUAAAGUACUUUAAUAACGCCCUCCUCUAACAUCCUUCUAAAUCUCAGCUAUAAAUAACACAUUUUACAUGAUUUUACUAAUUGGAACAAUUAAAAAAAUCUAAAAUCGAAAAAACUCAAUUAAAGAAAUAAAAAAAAAAAUAAAAAACUUCGAAACGAAAUUCAACGGAUAUUAUCUUAAAAAAAAUCAGCAUGAUGAUGGAGAACGGACUCUCCAUGGAGUAUGGAGAUGGCUAUAUGGAGCAAGAAGAAGAAUGGGAAAGAGAAGGACUUCUUGACCCUGCGUGGGAAAAGCAACAGAAGAAAACAUUUACGGCAUGGUGUAACAGUCAUUUGAGAAAAGCCGGAACAUCUAUCGAUAAUAUCGACGAGGAUUUUCGUAAUGGCUUGAAGUUGAUGUUACUGCUUGAAGUGAUCUCAGGAGAAACCUUGCCAAAGCCAGACCGCGGCAAAAUGCGUUUCCACAAAAUCGCUAAUGUUAAUAAGGCUCUGGAUUUUAUUGCGUCGAAGGGUGUGCAUUUGGUAUCGAUUGGCGCCGAAGAAAUUGUAGAUGGCAAUCUAAAGAUGACGCUGGGUAUGAUCUGGACAAUCAUUCUACGAUUCGCAAUUCAGGAUAUUUCUGUUGAAGAGAUGACCGCAAAAGAAGGCUUGUUGCUGUGGUGCCAACGAAAAACUGCUCCCUAUAAGAACGUCAAUGUUCAAAACUUCCAUCUUUCAUUCAAGGACGGUUUAGCUUUCUGUGCCUUGAUUCACCGACAUAGGCCUGACUUGAUUGAUUAUUCCAAACUAUCCAAAGACAAUCCAUUGGAAAAUCUCAACACUGCCUUUGAUGUUGCUGAAAAGUAUCUUGAUAUUCCAAGAAUGUUGGAUCCAGAUGAUUUGAUCAACACACCGAAGCCGGAUGAACGCGCUAUCAUGACAUACGUAUCCUGUUACUAUCAUGCCUUCCAGGGAGCCCAACAGGUUGGAAAUGUGACGCAUGUACCCGAACCCACAAGAAAAUACACCUACGUCCCGAAUUACAAUGCGGAAACUGCUGCUAACCGUAUUUGCAAAGUACUUAAGGUGAACCAGGAGAAUGAGCGUCUCAUGGAGGAGUAUGAACGACUGGCAAGCGAUCUAUUAGAAUGGAUUCGUCGCACUAUGCCAUGGCUUAACUCCCGCCAGGCGGACAACUCUUUAGCUGGUGUACAGAAGAAACUAGAGGAAUACCGCACUUAUCGCCGCAAACACAAGCCGCCACGUGUUGAACAAAAAGCGAAACUCGAAACUAACUUCAAUACUUUGCAAACAAAGCUUCGUUUAUCUAAUCGUCCAGCCUAUUUGCCGACAGAGGGCAAGACCGUUGCUGAUAUUUCAAAUGCUUGGAAAGGCUUGGAAUUAGCAGAAAAGGCUUUCGAAGAAUGGCUUUUAGCCGAAACCAUGCGAUUGGAACGCUUGGAACAUUUAGCUCAAAAAUUCAAGCACAAGGCUGAUGCCCACGAAGAUUGGACUCGUGGUAAAGAAGAGAUGUUGCAAUCUCAAGACUUCCGUCAGUGUAAAUUAAAUGAGUUGAAGGCACUCAAGAAAAAGCAUGAAGCUUUUGAAUCUGAUUUAGCAGCUCACCAGGAUCGUGUAGAGCAAAUUGCUGCGAUCGCUCAGGAGUUGAAUACUCUUGAGUACCAUGAUUGCAUCUCUGUUAACUCUCGAUGCCAGCGUAUUUGUGAUCAAUGGGAUCGCCUGGGUGCACUGACUCAGCGUCGCCGUACAGCUUUGGAUGAGGCUGAACGCAUUUUGGAGAAAAUCGAUAUCCUGCAUUUGGAGUUCGCAAAGAGGGCUGCUCCAUUUAAUAACUGGUUAGAUGGAACCCGUGAAGAUUUGGUUGAUAUGUUUAUUGUGCACACAAUGGAGGAAAUUCAAGGUCUCAUACAAGCUCAUGAUCAAUUCAAAGCCACAUUAGGUGAGGCUGAUAAGGAAUUCAAUUUGAUCGUCAACUUGGUGCGUGAAGUUGAAUCCAUUGUGAAACAACACCAAAUUCCUGGAGGUUUAGAAAAUCCAUAUACAACUCUUACUGCCAACGAGAUGACAAGAAAAUGGAGUGACGUUCGUCAAUUGGUGCCACAACGUGAUCAAACACUAGCAAAUGAAUUGCGUAAGCAGCAAAAUAAUGAAAUGCUCCGAAGACAAUUUGCUGAAAAGGCCAAUAUUGUGGGUCCAUGGAUUGAAAGGCAAAUGGAUGCGGUAACCGCAAUUGGAAUGGGUUUGCAGGGCUCGCUUGAAGAUCAAUUGCAUAGACUUAAGGAGUAUGAGCAAGCAGUGUAUGCCUAUAAACCUAAUAUUGAAGAAUUGGAGAAGAUUCACCAGGCUGUACAAGAAUCGAUGAUAUUCGAAAAUCGUUACACUAAUUAUACAAUGGAGACAUUGCGAGUAGGAUGGGAGCAACUGUUGACUUCUAUAAAUCGUAACAUUAACGAAGUCGAAAACCAGAUUCUUACACGCGACUCUAAGGGAAUAAGCCAAGAGCAGUUGAACGAAUUCCGAUCCAGUUUUAAUCACUUCGACAAGAAUCGUACAGGACGACUAAGUCCUGAAGAAUUCAAAUCAUGUCUUGUUUCUUUGGGUUAUUCUAUCGGUAAAGAUAGACAAGGGGAGAUGGAUUUCCAAAGAAUUUUAGCCGUUGUCGACCCUAACUCUACUGGUUAUGUGCAUUUCGAUGCAUUCUUAGAUUUUAUGACCCGCGAAAGCACCGACACCGACACCGCCGAACAAGUGAUUGAUUCCUUCAGAAUCCUCGCCGCGGACAAGCCGUUUAUAUUGCCGGAUGAACUUAGACGUGAACUUCCUCCAGACCAAGCGGAAUACUGCAUCCAAAGAAUGCCACCAUAUAAGGGACCGAAUGGGGUGCCUGGUGCUCUAGAUUACAUGUCGUUUAGUACCGCCUUAUAUGGCGAAACUGACUUGUAAAAUAGAGAAUUCUCCAAUAUAAUAGAUACAUACGUCGAAAAAAAUCAUUAAAAAAGGAAAAAAAGCCAAAUUAACACUAUUAGAAAAGCUACAUAUCAUAAAUGUAGACAUCAGUAAAAUUGAAAAUGAUUCCUUCAGCGGUUUUCUAAUAUAAAAGUUGAUAAUAUUUCGAUAUAAAUACUUCCGGAGUAUGAAUUUUCUGACAUAUUUUACUAAUUACCAUCACAGCGGUUUACAUAGAUAAUUUUAAUAACAUAAUUUGUUUUUUUUUUGCCCUAUAUUGUAGUACAUACAAACAUACAUAUACAAAUAUUUGGGCUAAUAAGGGCACAAUACUACUCACAUGCAAACAAAUGCAUACAUGUGUUUGGUACCUCCACUCGCCCAUAGUGCUUGCCAUUGCUAUUUCGUAUUAUGUAAUCCUAAACAUUUUAAUCGUAAUUAUAUUCCCUGAAUAUGAUAUUUAGAAUGAAUAACAUUUAGAUACAACUUAUGCUCUUGAUACAAUGCCAAUGACAAUUAAAUAUGGAUUUCAAAGGAAAAUAAAGAAGGAAACGAAAAGGAAUCAAAGUAAUUUUCUACUGAUCCAAUGUAUCUAAGCGGUUCACUGAUUUUUAUUUCUUGGGCGAAUAUUAAAUAAUAAUAUAUAUUUAUUUUUCAAAGUUUUGUUAUAUUAAUUUAAUAUUUAUUUUGAGAUUAUUUUAAUGAUUUCAUUUUUUAUUUAAUUCUAAAUACGUCUUGUAUAAUUACUAUAUAAACUUAGUAUAUGUUACAAUGAUUGAAAAAAAAGAGAAGAGGGCAUUAUAUGAUAAUUUGUAAGGAUUAUAGAAUGUUCAGAUGAUAUCAAAUCAAGAAAAUAAUAACAUCCAUUAAAGUCAAGGAAAAUAUACUUUUGUAUAUUAACUAUUCUAUCAACUAUACAUACAUACACAAAAUUGUGAAUUGAAAGAAUCACAUUAAAGAGACAAAAAAUGGAA
Messenger RNA from Ceratitis capitata (Mediterranean fruit fly), 4089 nucleotides. It is a transcript of the gene Actn, whose product is annotated as alpha-actinin, sarcomeric. Bases 362 to 3112 code for a protein of 916 amino acids. The transcript has 10 exons. Gene Ontology annotation, cellular component: cell junction; plasma membrane; cell projection. The record is from RefSeq and is a predicted model, not a curated record. Gene Ontology annotation, biological process: actin cytoskeleton organization; muscle cell development. Lineage: Eukaryota; Metazoa; Arthropoda; Insecta; Diptera; Tephritidae. Gene Ontology annotation, molecular function: actin filament binding; calcium ion binding.